GACAACAAAACCCUAAAACUAAACACGACUCACAUUCAUCUUCUCAAAAAAAAAAAAGACUCUGCGGGCUGCGGCUGCUUCCAUCAAACUUCAAUGUCGCGCCGCUGAUCCGACCUCGCCCUCCUCCGCUGACCUCGCCGGCUCGCCCUCAUCCGCCGGCCUCCUCUGUCCGUUGAGUAUUUCAGCCGCUGCAACUUCCCCUUCCCACGACGGUUACAGCACAGUUACAGACAGCGUAUUUGGAACUCCUUUCCCAGAAAGCCCACCUUCCCUCGAGUAAUCCGAUGUAUUGGGCUACAACAGCGUAUAAGGAACCUUCACCGGCCCAACCCUGUUCUUCAAUUUCGGAUUCUCAUUCAUCUCCGUAAUCCGCUUCUCAAUCCCUUUCAACCUCUCCCCAAAUCUCCUGAACGCCGCCAGCGGUUCGUCAUCGCAAGUCCACUCAUCGCUCUCCCUCUGCCCCAGGUAAAUCUCGUCCGUCGAAUGCCUGGAUAAAAUCUCUAUCAGCGAUACCCCUAACAAUGUCUGUAACUGUGCCGUAAUCGUCUUCAAAUAACUAGCCUCCUCUUACAAGUUUGGAUACAAUACAAUAGCUAGAAGAAAGAGAAGAAGAAGAAAAAAAAAGAGGCUUAGAAAAGUUUGGAUACAAUUUCACAUGUGAACAGCAUCCGCCAUUUCAAUUGUUAAUUUCACAUGUAAACAGCAUCCGCCCAAAACAUUAUCUUUGAUGAUUCAUGGUUUGACAAAGACAGUAGCAAUACAAGUAUACAAAGAUUAGGAUCGCCUUUUCAAUUGUUAAUUCCAAUUGUUAAGCAACAGUUUUACAGUCGGGAAGCAUAACUUAUGUACAUUCUAUGCUAGAUCAGGUACCAAUGGAAAGAUAUUACUCAAGACAAGUCCAAUCUACUUCUAAUGUUCAAACUGAAGGUGUUGAAGCUAGUGGGAGUAGACAAGCUCAAACCUUUCCUCCUUCGUCGAUAGUGGGAGCUCCUCAAAUACAAGAACCAAAUCUUUCAGGUUCAGUCAAUCGAACUCCAGAAGAAAGUGAGUCUUUCUCAGCAGAGUCAGAUAGAGAGUUUGAUGAAAACUCUUUGGUGCUAGAUCCGGCAUUAAGAACUAAGAUAUCUAGCUUUCAUCCCAAUGUCCAUGACUAGGUUAGAAGAUUUUAUCUUCAAAAAGGUCCUAUUCAACCAAAGAGUCAUGCUUUUCCCGCCAGAAACUUUAGUGGAAGGCAACGUAGAUUCCAGGCUUCUUGGUUUAAGAAGUAUAAUUGGCUUGAAUAUAGUGUCUCAAAAGAUGCUGCUUAUUGUCUAUAUUGCUAUGUGUUCAGUAAGCGAGGUGGGAGUAAUGAUGGCUUUAUUGGUGAAGGAUUUAGAACAUGGAAUAAAUUGAAAGCUUUUGAUGAUCAUGUUGGGGAGCAUAACAGCUACCACAAUAGAGCUAAAAACAGUUCAGAUCUUUUAUUGAAGCAAUCAAGAGGAAUUGAAGCUGCAUUAUUUAGACAAUCAUAUCAAGCCAAAAGAGAUUAUCGAAUUCGUUUGGUUGCUUCACUUGAUUGCAUAAGGUGGCUAGUAGUGAAUGGAUUAUCUUUUCGAGGGCAUGAUGAAUCUGCAACUUCAAGUAACAGAGAUAACUUUCUUCAGCUAUUAGAUUUCCAUGCUCUUGGUAGAGAAGAUGUGCAAAGAGUGGUUGGGAGGAAUGCUCCAAAGAAUCUCCAACUCACCUCUCCAAAGAUUCAAGGCGCAAGGCUCCACAGAUCACAAACUUGCAUCACUAUCAGGUUGAAUUGUAUUACUCUGUUCUUGAUAUGCAGCUGCAAGAGUUGAACAACCGUUUUGAUGAGGUGAAUACUAGGUUGUUGACUUGUAUGGCUUCUCUUAGCCCGGAGAAUGAGUUUGCUGCUUUUGACAGGGAGAAGCUGGUUAGUCUUACUCGAUUUUAUCCUACAGAGUUUGGUCAUCUUUCUGACUCUUUUCUUCUAAGGGACUUUGAGAAUUACUAUCAUUCUGUGAAGAAUGAUGAGUUAUUCCAUGGAUUAAAAGGAAUUGAUGAAUUGUGUCAGCUGAUGGUGAAGACAAAAGUGAAUCUAUCAUAUCCAUGGGUAUAUUUGCUUCUCAAAGUUGUAUUGACUUUACCGGUUGCAACUGCAAGUGUUGAAAGAGCUUUUUCAGCUUUGAGUUACAUCAAGAACAAGCUUCGGAAUCGACUAGGCGAUCAGUUUGUGAAUAUGAUUGUCUCGUAGGAUAUAUUGAAAGAGAUUUGCUGAAUACUGUAGACACAGAGUGUAUUUUAGAAUAUUUUCAGAAUAUGAAAACACGACGUGGAAAUUUGUUGUAACUUGUAUUAACCAAAUAUUUGUGUUGUUGAAUAUUAUUCGGAUACUUUUAUUAUUUAAGAAUUAUUUUAUUUUAUUUUUAAUUUUAUUUUGAAAGCGGACACCCCUACUCAAAAUUCCUGGGUCCGCCACUGCGUACUACUCUCUAUGUGUAUAUGUUGCGCGACAAACAAAUUCUAAUAAUACGUGGUACGUAUUUAAGACAUUCGAAUUUGAAAUCUAAAGGUUGAAAAUUAGUUAUAGGAUUGAUAGAUCAAAAUCCUUAUCCUUGUUCGCGUAAUCGAAAAGCUAAUUAAUAUGACUAAUCUUGGAAGUUCUAGUUUACCUUGCAAUAUAUUCGCACUUAUACAUGCACAAAGGCGCCACAUGUAUUCCUUGCAAAUUCAGCUACCUUCCCUUUUCUCUCUUUCUUUCCCACACCUUGUUGAGAGAGGUACAUGGGGUAUUGACGACGUAUAUACAAACCGCCGAGAAAAGCCAAACAGGCUUGGCUUCACGUGGACGGACGUGUGUUGAAUGGCCGUUUUGCAUGCAAAUCACCACUACCCAAUUCUCCUACUAGACGUGUCUUUUAAUUGCGUGACUGACUCCCACUUUCCCUUGCUUCACAAACAAACUAUUCGUACAUUGGAUAAAAGUUGAAGUACAACAUAGUUAUUCAAAUCGUAAACUUAGUCCUCAAUGAGUGAAUUCUGAGUCCUAGUUAUAACUUUAAACUCUAAUAUGGUGCAUCUAAUUUGUUACCUGUAUUACGAUGAAUCUUAACCAUCAAUUCUUGUUACUAAUUAAAAAAAUUAUUGUAUAAGGUUUAUACAAAUAAUAUCUAAAUUUUAAUUUUUAAAAAUUAGAGUACAAUGUCGUAUUUUAAUUUUUAAUACUUUUUUUACUUUGUUAUGCGGUAUUUUUACCUGGUGUACGAAUAUAAUCAUCCAAUAUAUCUACUAGAAGUCACAGCAAAUAUGUCUGGAAAAAUGACUUUGCAGCUACCAAUUCAUUAUAAAUAUUAGAAAUUGGUUUGUCCCCCGUGAAGAAGAAGAAAAAAGUAGCUAGAAGAGAUUCGGGAGGGGUUACGGUGCUAAUUGUACAAUAGUUAGCACCGUCCUAACCAAGGGAAAAACUACUACUAGUUUGAAUUAAUAGUGAUUUAGCUUAGAUGUUGUAUUGAUUUGAUAAUAAUAAGUAGUGUUUUUUGCUAGUUAUCACGGUGCUAACCCCUAUCUAAUCCCAUCCUAAGAGAUUCACAUACGUGAUUGCUUUUCAAGUUUCCAAGCCCUCCUUUUCAUUACACCUGUCUGCCCCUGUUACCUUAGCAAAGGAAAGGAAACAGACAUCCCAAAUUCCCAAUCCCAAGCUAAAUUCAUGCAAACCCACCACGUGGCCUCAUCAGAUAUGCCCCAUUAUCCAUUCUUACAGCACACUUGGAUGGAUAUAUGCAUCUCAUCCACAAUAAUUCUUCUUCAAAACAUAUAUUAUACAUACAUAUACUACCCUCUCAAAUGUAGGGUACGACUUGAAAAUUAUUUAGGCAUGUGGGGUGGAUUGGGUAACUGCAGAUGAUGGUUGGAUGGGUUCAGUGGAUUUACAACAUUAAAUUUAAAAAAAUUACAUAAUUUAAAUUGCUUUAAAUUUCAAAUGAAAAAAAAAACUGUAAACGGAAUAACCUUUAAUCAGUAACUCAAAUGCACCAUUUAGUUUACAAUAUUACUACUAGUCAUUUUUCAAAAACAACAAAAAUAUUCCAACUAAUAAAUGUGGUCUAAGUCU
Molecule: messenger RNA, 4099 nt
Organism: Linum trigynum
Lineage: Eukaryota; Viridiplantae; Streptophyta; Magnoliopsida; Malpighiales; Linaceae
Source: the annotation of a GenBank genome assembly